This is a messenger RNA of Helobdella robusta, 1899 nucleotides long. RefSeq lists its product as hypothetical. The transcript is spliced from 11 exons. The record is from RefSeq and is a predicted model, not a curated record. Bases 1 to 1899 code for a protein of 632 amino acids. NCBI's taxonomy places the organism in Eukaryota, Metazoa, Annelida, Clitellata, Rhynchobdellida, Glossiphoniidae. Gene Ontology annotation, molecular function: protein binding.
AUGGAGAAACCUUCCACUAGCACAGCACAUUUGAGCUACGUUUUCGGCUUAAAAAGCAACGUUAACAACAACAUACUCUUCCUAGAUGAUCAGACCAUCAUCUACCCGUACGCAACUCAGUGCAUUAUUUACAAUUUAGAUCAGAAAUCACAAAAAUACCUCACGAUAUCCGAGAAGAACAGAGGAGUGUCUGCUCUCGCCAUAAGUCCCAAUAAACGUUACCUAGCAGUGGCGGAGAGAGGCGGUGCCGACAAACCUCUAGUAUCAAUCUAUGAUUUGGGAGUUCUGCGCAAGAGAAAAGCAUUGAUAGCUCCCAACAACGAUCCAAACACUGUAUCAAAAGAAUAUGUUAACUUGGCAUUUUCGUACGACUGCAAAUACUUUGCAGCCCAGUUGGGCAGCUCUGAUUGGGUACUUCAGUUGUGGCUUUGGGAAAAAGCCAAGUUGGAAAGUUCAGUGAGGGUGACCAACGCACAGCAAACAGCCAUCGCCGUAGCUUUCAAUCCACUGGACAAUUCAAGAUUGAGUGUUGUUGGGUUUGGGCAUGUUAAAUUUUACAAAUUUUAUGAUGGGAAUUUAAAGCAGACAACAUCCUUAAAACUUGAUAACGUUAAUUACUGUUGCCAGAGCUGGCUUCCAGAUGACAGAUUGGUGGUUGGUUCAGAAAAAGGAGUUUUGUUGUUUUUUGAAAUGGAAGAGUUCAAACACGAAAUAAACGUAGCAGAACUUGUCGAGAAAGAUUUAAAGUUUAAAGAAACUUUAAAAACUGAAAAACCAAGAAGCAGUAGUAAAAAGUUGGAGAUGGAUACAGCGACGGAUAGCAUUGCUCCAUCCAUCAACAAUCUUUCCAUGCUGUCGAAAGGUUUCGCGUGCUCCUUGCUGGAUGGCUCCGUUCACGUUUUUGACAAAGGAGAUGCUUUCGUAUAUAAGAGGACCAAGGAAAUCAGAAUGCCAAAAAUAUCAGAAAAUAGUUUUGUAAAGAGGCAGCAGUUGUUGAACAGUUUCGUGGUCAGUCCGAAUGAAGAGUUGCUGAUUUGCAGCACGAUUCAAAACCAAAUCUACCAAGUUGCUCUCAACGGCUCUAUCAAUGUUGAAAAAAUAGAAAGGUUGCUGUUUGAGUCGUUAACUCACACGUUCCACUGCAAUGAAGUGCAAGGAAUUGACGUCUGCCCUAAGAAAUCCUUGGUGGCCUCAUGCUCAAAUGACCAGUCCAUCAAGAUUUGGGACUACGAUAAGAAUCAAUUGGAAAUAUCGAAAGAGUUUCCAUUCGAGAUCCUGAGUGUGUCCAUGCACCCGAGUGGUCAUUACCUCAUCGCCGGCUUCUCAGACAGGUUGAGGUACUUGGCCGUUCUCGUCAACGACCUCAAAAUCAUCAAAGAAAUUCCCGUAAAGGCCUCUUACAAGUGCUCCUUCAGUAACGGAGGUCACCUGUUCGCGGCCACAAACGGCAACAUCAUUUCCAUCUACUCCGCCAUGCUGCAAGAAAAUGUCGUCAACUUCACUGGCCAUAAUAUGAAGAUUAGGAACUUUGCGUGGAGUAAGGACGAUUCCAAGAUGGCCUCCUGUGCUGACGUCAUCUACGAGUGGGAUGUGCUAACAGGCAGACGUUUAGGCGAGGUAAUAACGAAGAUGGUUGCCUACAAUGACAUUGCCUAUGCCCCUGACGGAAAGUCAAUUUUGGUAGUUGGGUCCGACAUGAAGGUCAAGGAAAUUGUUGACUACCAGAUCACGAGGUCGAUCGAACCAAUCAACCAGCCAAUCACUUCCCUUGUGAUACACAAUCGUCUGCUGUUCGUAUCAACUGCCUCUGGUACUCUGGGAAUUGUGAGGUACCCGCUGGCUGAGGGCACCUCAUGCACCGUCUACACGGCGCAUGAAAGCAACAUUACCGGGGUUUGA